Molecule: messenger RNA, 7713 nt
Organism: Lodderomyces pseudojiufengensis
Lineage: Eukaryota; Fungi; Ascomycota; Pichiomycetes; Serinales; Debaryomycetaceae
Gene: CHK1
Product: Chk1p
Exons: 1
Coding region: 1-7713 (2570 amino acids)
Biological process (GO): protein phosphorylation; phosphorelay signal transduction system
Molecular function (GO): phosphorelay sensor kinase activity; protein binding; ATP binding
Source: RefSeq, a predicted model, not a curated record
AUGGGUUCACCAGAUGAACAAAAUUCAUUCUUUGAUAAUAUAUCACCAACCACAUCUAUAAGAGAAGAAACAAGUGCAUCAAGUGCAAUAAUUGAUGAUGAAGAUGAACAAACUACUCAAUAUUAUACAAAAAGACCAUUUUACCUGAGAAAACCUACUUUUGAUUCAGAUUUUGUUUUUACAACCAAUAAUAAUCAAAUUCUUAAUAAUAAUAAUAGCAAUAAUGAUAUAAUUUCAUCUCCACUACCAACAUUGCAACAACAUCAUCAUCAUCAUUCUAGUUCAUCAAUUUCGGAUAGAUUAACAAGGUUAAAAUUACAAGAUUCAUUAAAUACUGAUAUUGCAUUUUUAAAUUCUUCAGAACCUCCAUCAGCAUUAAGUUUAAAUCAUUCAGAUAUUUCACCUACAAGAUUAGUAAAACCACCUUCAAGUAUAAGUAUUCCUGAUAUUCCUUUAAAUGAUUAUUCAACAGAUCAAACUUUAAGUCCUAAAGUAUUUGAUGAACAACAAACAUCUGUUAAUAUUAAUCCUCAUCAAAGUCUUGCAGCAUUAUUUAAUGAACAUGAUGUAAUGUCUAAUGAAUCUUCACGUCAUGAAACUAGUAGUGAUCAUUCUUCACUUUCAUCAGAAACAAGAGAAAAUGUAGCACUAGGUAGAACAUCAUAUUUAAAUAAUAUUAAUUACAUAAGAGAUCAUUUAGAUUUUUUAAAUCAAACUUUAAAUCAAUCAAGAUCACCAAGAAAUUCUGAAUCAAAAUAUAUUGAUUUUUCAAAUAUUUUACCUGAUACAGUACCUGGUUAUAAUUUAAUUAAACAAUUUGGUUAUUUAAGUUAUCAAACUAAUUUAACUUAUCAUGCUAUAAAAGUUAAUGAUUUAACAAAUGUUUCAAAUGAAAAUUUUCUGAGUAAAUUAGCAAAUUCAAAAAGUUCUUUUAUUAAAGUUAAUACAAAUGUUAUAAUAAGAUUAUCACCAAAUAUUUUAAGAAAUUUAUCAUUAUCAAGAUUAUUAAAUGAAUGGUAUAUUUUGUCUGGUAUAAAUGCUCCAAAAACUCAUUUAUUAUGGUCUAAUGAAACUUUAACAAAUGAUUAUAUUACUGAUACUAAUCGACCAAAACUAGAUCUUAGUGAUAAAUCAUUACCUCCAACUUUACCUUUAGAUUUACCUGGAGUAUUAUAUCCAAAAGAAGCUCUUAGUUUUACAUUUGUUGAUGAAAGUACAACAAUGGAAUUUUCUGAUAAAACCAAAUCAAAAAAUCAAAAAAGAAUGGCAUUAAUUUAUGAAGAUUUUAAUUUUAAAACUUUUAAAGAAAUUAAUUGUGAUAAUCUGGAAUUAGAUAUUGAAAGAAAUGGUUCUUAUUCAUCAACUGGUUCAAAUAAUGGAAAUAAUCGUAGAAGAUCAGCAGCAAGUGGUGGAUCAGCUUCAAAUUUAACACCCUCAAGUAGUAUUGAACAUUCUACUGGGUUUUUUAAUGGUAUAGGACAAAUUGGAGCAACAAGUUCAACAAAUUCAUUAUUUAAUAAAAUAGCAAAACAAGUUACAAGUUCUCCCAAGACACCUUUAAAAGUUAUUGAAAUUAUAUCAGAUAUGAUAAAAGUUGUAGAAACUUUAGCAAUAGUUCAUGAAAUUGGAUUUGUUCAUAAUGGUAUAACAAGUUCAAAUUUAUUAAAAUCUGAAAAUAAUCAAAAUAAUAUUAAAAUAACUGGAUGGGAAUUUUCUUUUCAUUAUGCUGAAAAUUCUGUUUAUGGUUAUAGAAAAAAUCAUCUUAGUGAAAUAUCUGAUUUAAUUCCUUAUAUGGCUCCUGAGGUUUCAGGAGUUAUAAAUAAAUAUGUUGAUUAUAGAUCAGAUAUUUAUUCAAUUGGUAUUGUUUUAUAUGAAUUACUUUUAAAUACAUUACCUUUUCAAUCUGAAGAUCCAAGUUCAAUAAUAAGAAUGCAUGUUUUUCAAAAACCUGUUGCACCACAUUUAUUAGCACCAAAUUGGAUUUCUGAAAAAUUAAGUUCAACAAUAAUGAGAUGUUUGGAAAAAAAUCCAGAUGAUAGAUAUUUAGAUUCUUAUUCUUUAUUAAGUGAUUUAAUAUUAACUAAAAAUCAUUAUAUUGAUAAAGUUGGAGCAUUAGGUGAACAAGUUUGGAAUCAUUGGAAAAAAACAGGAGAUUUUGAUAUUUAUUUGAAUAAAGAAAAAUUUAAGUAUUCUGAAAAAGUGGGCCAUUCACCAAUAAUAAAUUUUAAUAAUAAAUUUAUUGGUAGAGAAGAUGUUUAUAAGAGUAUUUUUGAUAGAUAUAAUAAUACAUUUGAUGGAGGUAUUAAUUUUUUUUUAUUAAGUGGUGAAAGUGGUGUUGGUAAAACAAUAAUUUUAAAUGAUUUAAGAGCAGGAGCAGUUUUUAAAUAUGAUUUAUAUUGUUUUUGGAAAUUUUCUUGUGCUGAUAUUGGUAAUUCAAUUUAUUCUUUAUUAUUAGAUGGUAUAAAAACUAUUAUAACACAAAUUUUAGAAUGUUCAGAAGAUAUUCAAGAUAGUUGGAGAGAUUUAAUUGUUUCAAAUAUUCCUUUAGAUUUAUCUAUAUUAUUUUAUUUAAUACCUGAAUUAAGAAAAUUAUUAGGUCCAAAAUAUAUGUCAAUUUAUUCACAUAAACUGAAUUUUAAUACUCCAAGAACACCAGGAAAAGAAGAACAAACUUCAAGUUUAGAAGUUAAAUUUAGAUCUAUAAUACGAUCUUUUUAUAGAGUUGUUGGAUUACAAGGGUUAACCAUAUUUAUAGAUGAUUUACAAUGGUGUACUGAAGAAUCAAUGAUUCUACUAUGUGAAUUAUUUAAUUUUGAUGAAGAAGAAGCAGAUUUAAGUGCAAUGUCAUUAAAAAUAAUAGCAACAUAUACAACUGAUGUUGAUCAAUUUCAAGAGAAAAUAAGUUCAAAGGAAAAAGAAAAAAGGUUUAAAAAUUAUGUUAAUAAAUCAAAUAUUAUAUUAAAUGAUUUUUAUAUUCCACCUUUAAAAAAUGAUACAAAUAUGAGUGAACCAAUUUUUUUCUUUAAUCAAGUUCAAAAGAAAAAUGAUGAAACUACAAGUAUGUCAUCAAUGUAUGAUAAAAAGAAAUCAGAAAUCAAAAAAGUUGGAAAUAAACUUGACUUAGAAGGUAGAAAAUUUUAUGAUAUUACAGGUGGAAAUAUAUUAUUAUUUAUUUAUGCUACAAGAAUGGCAAGGUUCUGGCAACAUUGUUAUUAUGUUAGUCAUCCAAAUUAUGGUGAAAUUGUUAUAGAUAAUAUUUGUCCUGAAGUGUAUGGUUAUAAUAGACAAGAAGUUAUUGUAAAAUAUUUAGAUGCAUCAACAACUGAAGAAACAAUGAAAUUAUUAGAAUUUGCAGCAAUUAUAUCAAAUGGUUCAGGUUUCCAUUUAUCAGAUUUAAUUGUUGCUGCAGCAUUACCAAUGGAAAAAGUAUUUCAAUUAAUACAUACUUUAAUGGAAGCAAAAGUUAUAAUUCCAACCAGCACAUACUAUAAAAUCCCUUUUCAGUCACUUUGUUCAAAUGAAUCACCAUUUGAUUUAUCUGAUAAUAAUAUUUGGGAAUUAGCAUCACAUUGUAGUUAUAGAUUUUUUCAUGAUUCCAUUAGUGGUCAUAUAUUAAAUGAAUUAACAAGAACUAAUAAAUUUAAAGAAUAUUCAAGAUUAUGUGCAUUAAGAUAUUAUAAAACUAUAAGUAAAGAAAAAACGUUAAAUAUUGGUGGUUAUUUGCAAAUGGCUGCUUAUUUUAGUGAAUCAUAUGAAGUUGCAAGACCUGAAGAAAAAGAAUUAUAUAUUGAAGUAUUAGUUCAAGCAGGUAGAUAUGCUUCUUCAACUUAUAAUAUGAAAUUAGCUCAAAAAUUAUUUGAAGUUGUUGGAGAAUUAAUUGAUGUCCUUGAUUCAAAAACUCAAUUAAAAUCUGUUUUAACUAUAGCACAAAAUCAUUAUUAUUUUAAAGAAUAUGAAAAAUGUCUUGAAGUUAUAACAAAUGCUCAAAUCAAAUAUGGAUUUGAUAGAUUAGUUUUUAUUUAUCAAUUAGUAAGAUGUAAAAUUCAAUUAGGAGAAAUUGAAGAAGCUAUAAAUAUAUGUUUUGAAAGUUUACCAAAAUUAGGAAUUAUUAUAACUAACGAUGAAGAAACAAAUCAUAAAGAAUAUAAAAAAUUAAUUGCUAAAAUUCCUGUGUCUGUACCUGAAAUUAGAAACAUAUUAAAUUAUAAAAGAACAAAUGAUUCAAAAACUUUAUUAAUUUUCCAUUUAAUUACUCAAUUACUAUCACCAUUAGUUGUAUUAAAAAAGGAUUCAAGUAGAAGAUUAUUAAUUGUUCAAGCAAUGCAAUUAAUUCAUACAAGAGGUUCAUCACCAUUUGCUGCACUUAUAUUAUUAGAUUUUGCAGCAGAUUUUGCAAGAGAAUUUACUUCAGCAGGUCAAUUAAGAGCAAAAGAAUUAUGUAAUGUUGCAAUAACAUUAGUUAGUAAAGCUAAUGAUGUUUCAUUAAGUUUUACAAGAGCAAUUUAUGAAAUUUAUGUUUGUACAUUAGCAAAUUAUUUUGAAUCAAUGAAUCAAGUUUAUAAAUAUUUUGAAAUAAGUUCAGAAACUGAUCAAAAUGAUACUUUAUCAAGUUUUUCAGCAUUACAUUUAACUUUAGAAACUGCUAAAUUAUUUUUAUUAUUAGUUAGUGGUAGAGCUUAUGAAGUUUCUUAUAUGUUUAAAAGAAGAAAAUCUCAAAGACCUAAAUCUGAUGUAUCAAAAGAUCAAUUAUAUUUAUUUGAUUGUGAAGAUUUAUUAUUUGGUUCUAUAUCAUUAAAUGAAUUUCAAAAACGUAAUGAUUUAUCAAAUCAUUUACCAUUAAGUCAAUUUUGUUAUUAUUGUGUUAUAUUAAAUGCAAUGACUUAUGAUAAAAAAUAUGAUGAAGCUGUAGAUUUAAUAUUAAAUAAAGUUCAUAAAUUAGUUGGUGAUUUUCCUUUAUUAUUUUUUAGUGCUCAUUAUUAUUUUAUGGUUGCUAUUCACAUUGCAUUUUCAUCUAAAAUGUCACCAGAAAUUGAAAGUAGAAAAACUGAAAUAUUUAAUGAUAUAUUACAUAAAGCUAAUAUAUGGGCAGCAAAUAAUGAAUCAACUUUUGCUAAUAGAUUAAUUUUUUUAAAUGCUUUAAAAGCAAUGAGAGAAAAGAAAACAGAAUUAUUAUCAAUUCUUGAUUUAUUUGAGGAAUCAAUUGAUUUAGGUACAAAAGUUAAAAAUUGGUAUGAUGUAUGUUGGGUAUGUGUAUUUUGUGCAAGAUGGUUAGUUAAUUCAAAUCAAAAUAAAAAAAGAAUAAGUCAAUUUGCAAUAAGAGCAAUUGAUAUUUUGAAGAGAUUAGAUUUCCCAGAAUAUAUUAAAUUAUUAGAAAAUGAAUUUGGAAAAUAUCUUGUUGAUGAUCCAAUAUAUAGUUGGGCAGGAUUAAAUAAUACUUCAACAAAUAAUAAUCAGAAAAAUGACAAUAAUACUCCAAAACAACAAUCUAUAUAUUCAAAACCUAAUCAACUUGGUUUACCAAUAAGUACAAAUAAUCAUCUUGAUGAUCAAAUGAAAUCUGAAAUGAAAAUAAAUAAACAAGCAAGAAAAAAGAAAAAUAAAAAAAUUGAUCUAAAAUCAAAUACAAAUGCACCAUUUGAUUUAAAUAAUACUAUACAAGCAUGUUUAGGAAUAUCUGAAGCUCCUGAUGUAAAAGCAAUAUUAUUACAAUUAAUUUCUUGUGCUAUUGAAUUAGCUCAUGUUGAUUAUGGAGUUGUUGUUUAUGUUGAUAAAGAAGAACCUAAAAUACAAGCAGUUGGAUCUGCUCAACAUAUUUAUUGUUUACAAGAAGAACCAUUAAGUUCAAGAAUUGAUGUAUGUCCUUAUUCUUUAUUAAUUCAUGUUCUUGAUACUGGUGAACCAAUAAAUAAAGAAGAUGAUCAUAUUGCAUUUGCAAAUAGAUUUGGAAAAGAUUCUUAUUAUAAAUAUAAUUCAGUAAGUACUGUUAUAUGUUUACCAUUAAAAAAUCAAUUUGAAGUAUUUGGAGCAUUAUAUUUAGAAGUUGAUAAUAGAAGAGAUAAAAAAUUAGCAAUAUUUGAUGGUAGAAAAAGAGAUUUAUUAAAUUUAUUUUGUUCUCAAGCUUCUGUUGCAAUGGGUAAAGCAAAAUUAAUAAAUCAAAUGGAAAUUGCCAAAAUGGCUGCUGAAGAUGCAACAGCUGAAAAAGCAAGUUUUUUAGCUAAUAUGUCACAUGAAAUUAGAACUCCAUUUAAUUCAUUAUUAUCAUGUUCAAUAUUUUUAUUAGAUACUCCUUUAAAUUCAACUCAAAGAGAAUAUGUUGAAGCUAUAAAAUCUUCUGCGAUGGUUACAUUAAAUAUUAUUGAUGGUAUAUUAGCAUUUUCCAAAAUAGAACAUGGUUCAUUUACUUUAGAAAGUGCUCCUUUCUCAUUAAAUGAUUGUAUUGAAAGUGCUAUACAAUUAGGUGGAGAACAAGUUGUUGAUAAUGAAUUAGAAUUAGUAUUUUUUAAUAAUUGUCCACAAAUUGAUACUGUUAUAGGAGAUGUUACAAGAGUAAGACAAAUUAUUAUAAAUUUAGUUGGUAAUGCAAUUAAAUUUACAACUCAAGGUCAUGUUAUAAUAAAUUGUAAUGCAAUACAAUUAACAAAUGAUAGAUAUGAAAUAUUAAUAUCAGUUGAAGAUACUGGAAUUGGAAUACCAGAUUUAUCAUAUAAUAAAGUAUUUGGAGCAUUUUCACAAGUUGAUGGAUCAUCAAGAAGAGAAUUUGGAGGAUCUGGAUUAGGUUUAGCAAUAUCAAAAAAAUUAGCAGAUUUAAUGGGAGGAGAUAUUAAAUUUGAAAGUGAAGAAGGAGUUGGAAGUACAUUUUAUUUUAAUGUUAGUUUUAAUGUUAAAUUAUUUUCAAAACCUGAAAUUGAAUUACCAAAUAAAUCAGCAAUAAUAAUAAAUAAAUUAGAAUUAACUGGUGCAGCAUUAAAGAAUAUGUUACAAUUUUUUCAAUUAAAAGUUAAUGAUAUAUCAGAUUUAAAUCAAAUAACAACAAAUGAAUUAAAAUCAGAUUAUUUUUUUAUAAAUUUAGAUGAGUAUGAUGAAUUUAAUAAUAAAUUUGAAAAUAAAAUUAAUUCAAAUUCAAAAAUUGUAAUAUUAGCACAAUUUGGUAAACCAUUGGUUGGUAAAAGUUCAAAAUAUGAAGCUUUAUUAUGUCCAUUUCAAAGAGAAAGAGUUGUAAGAUUAUUAAGAGAUAAAACUUUUGAAGAAAAUAAACCUAAGGUGAUAACUCCUGUGUUGUUAGCUGAUGAAUUUCCUUUGAAGAUCCUAUUAGCAGAAGAUAAUCUUUUAAAUUAUAAAGUUGCAUUAAAAUAUUUAGAAAAAUUAGGUUUUAAAGCAGAUCAUGCAAAAGAUGGAGUUGAAGUAUUAGAGAAAUGUAAUUUAAAAUUAGAAAAAGGUGAAAAAUAUGAUGUUAUAUUAAUGGAUAUUCAAAUGCCUUUAAAAGAUGGUAUAACAGCAACAAAAGAAUUAAUCUCAAAUUAUCUGAAUUCUGGUAAUGAAAAAUUCAUUCCUAAAAUCGUUGCAUUAACUGCUAAUGUUGCAGGAGAUGAUCGUGAAAAAUGUAUAAAAUGUGGUAUGAUUGAUUUUAUAAGUAAACCAAUUUUACCAAAUGAAUUAAAGAGAGUUUUAACUCAUCUAGGAGAGGAAGUAAAAAAGGAGAAUCAUAAUGAAUGA